AUGCUUCCACGACCUCGCCUACAAAUCGCCAACGUGCGCAGUCUCCUCCAUCGGCAACAUGUCCCCCGCCGAACAAUCGUCGCUGCGCCCAGACCCAACUCCGGACCUCUAAUGGAACGACGAUCCGAUCGCGAACUACCGACUAUUGCAAACACCAACCGCAACGGCUGGAUACGCACGAUCCCGCUCUUCGCCCUCAUCGUCGUGGGAUCCGCACUUGCCAUCUUCAACUACCAAAAGACCAGCAGCUCGGUGGUGAGCAGUACACUAUAUGCUGUACGCACGAAUCCCGAGGCACGCGCGAUUCUGGGAGAUGAGAUCUACUUUGCAAGUCAGAUUCCUUGGAUAGCUGGAGAGUUGAAUCAGAUGCAGGGGAGAAUCGACAUUAGUUUUUGGGUCAAGGGGACAAAGGGCAAGGGAAAGAUGCGGUUUAAAAGUGAGAGGAAAACAAGGAUGGGAAUUUUUGAGACGGUAGAAUGGAGUCUGGAGCCCGAAGGUGGUAAAAAGAUCUCAUUGCUUGAAAACGAGGGCAGAGAUCCGUUCCAGAAGAAGACGGAUUACGACUAG
This is a messenger RNA of Ramularia collo-cygni, 567 nucleotides long. Its product is annotated as related to FMP35 Found in Mitochondrial Proteome. The record is from RefSeq and is a predicted model, not a curated record. Lineage: Eukaryota; Fungi; Ascomycota; Dothideomycetes; Mycosphaerellales; Mycosphaerellaceae. The coding region runs from base 1 to 567 and encodes 188 amino acids. The transcript is spliced from 2 exons. Gene Ontology annotation, biological process: mitochondrial respiratory chain complex IV assembly. Gene Ontology annotation, cellular component: mitochondrial inner membrane.